Molecule: messenger RNA, 721 nt
Organism: Pomacea canaliculata
Lineage: Eukaryota; Metazoa; Mollusca; Gastropoda; Architaenioglossa; Ampullariidae
Product: sodium/potassium/calcium exchanger 2-like
Exons: 3
Coding region: 145-522 (125 amino acids)
Biological process (GO): calcium ion transmembrane transport; intracellular calcium ion homeostasis
Cellular component (GO): membrane
Molecular function (GO): calcium, potassium:sodium antiporter activity; calcium channel activity
Source: RefSeq, a predicted model, not a curated record
CCGACUGAUUUAGCCGGGACUAAGAAUUCAUCCCAUGUCGCUGAUUCCCAAGGACCAUUGAAAAUAUAGGAAUUAAUUUAUGGGAUUGAUAUGGCAGGUAAAGCCGUUGAAAGGUAAAGAAAUGCACUACACCUGAGACAGGUGAUGGGCUUGACCAUUCUGGCUGCUGGCACAAGCAUCCCAGACCUCAUCACCAGAGUCAUCGUUACCAUGAAAGGCUUUGGUGAUAUGGCAGUGUCCAGCUCUGUUGGGAGCAACCUCUUCGACAUCACCGUUGUGCUUCCAGUUCCAUGGCUGCUGUUUGGGGCGGUGUUCCGAGGCGAGCCAUACCAUGUGAACAGCAAGGGCCUGCUCUGCUCCAUCAUCCUCCUUUUCCUCAUGCUGGUAGCCGUCAUCAUCGUCAUCGCUGUGUGCCGCUGGCGCAUGAGCAAGGUCAUGGGCGUUCUCAUGCUCGUCAUCUACGUCAUCUUCGUCGUCAUCAGCGUCUUGCUGGAGUUUGAGACCAUCAGGUGCCCGGCGUGAGCCAGUCUGUGUGUCCAGAUACCACCGACCCACCUCUUUUGAACAUUACUACCAACACAUCCAGCUCUAGUCAUUGACAGAAAAGACAUGACUGAGAUCUUAUACAGUAGAAUGUCCUCACACACUUUAUAAUACGUCUAUCUUUAGUUAAGCGUGAUACAGACCUCGGACAUGAGGCUACUAACGUGACAAAAUUUGA